Molecule: messenger RNA, 2877 nt
Organism: Eruca vesicaria subsp. sativa (arugula)
Lineage: Eukaryota; Viridiplantae; Streptophyta; Magnoliopsida; Brassicales; Brassicaceae
Source: the annotation of a GenBank genome assembly
AAAAAACACUAACGAACAGUUCUGAUUUGAGAUUCGAAGAUUACUCAUGGAGGUUAAAGACAAGGUCAAACUCGUAAUCACCGUUGCCUCUCUUGUGGCGGUGACGGUUCUCUUCGUGUCGGAGUAUCGGCGGCGGAGGAGUAGAAAGCAGACAUCUUCUCCGAGCUCGUGUUAUCUGCAUUCCGACAAGAAGCCUCAGUUCGGUUUCAAACGCGUCCUUGCGGACAACUCUUACUCUGGAUUCAAACACUUGAAGAAGGCCUCGUCUUCCUCCACAGACAAACCUUCAAACUGUCAUCCAUAUGAAAGUGAGAUCACUGUCUUGUUAGAGAAUCCUGGUCUUGAUGAGUUUGAGUUCUUGAGAGGAGAGUAUUCGCUGGAGAUGAGUGAUUCAUAUGUGUGGGUUGAGAGUGAGUUUGAGUUGAAGAAGCUUGCCGAAACAUUGGCUGAAGUAAAAGUUUUUGGAGUUGAUACUGAGCAGCAUAGCUUGAGAUCGUUUCUUGGUUUCACUGCUCUGAUUCAGAUUUCUACGCAAGAGGAGGAUUUUUUGGUGGACACGAUUGCGUUACAUGAUGCGAUGAGUAUUCUUCGUCCUGUUUUCUCCAAUCCUGAUAUUUGUAAGGUGUUUCAUGGGGCGGACAAUGAUGUUCUCUGGCUUCAAAGAGACUUCCAUAUAUAUGUUGUUAAUAUGUUUGAUACUGCCAAGGCAUGUGAGGUGUUGGCAAAGCCUCAAAGGUCACUGGCGUACUUACUUGAGUCAGUUUGCGGAGUUGCUACUAACAAAUUGCUUCAACGUGAAGACUGGAGACAGCGUCCUCUGUCCGAAGAGAUGGUGCGGUAUGCCAGAACAGAUGCACACUAUCUACUCUAUAUCGCCGAUAGUAUGACUGCUGAGCUCAGACAACGAGGCAUUGAUUCAUCUAGCCCCGAUGAUAAAUUCAGUUUUCUUCUCGAGGCUAGUAGACGGUCAAACAUGAUAUGCUUACAACUAUACACCAAAGAGACCGAAGAUUUUCCUGGGAAUGCUGCUGCUUCCUCAUUAAUUUAUCGUCACUUAAACGGCCAUGGAGAUAACUCUUCCAUCUCCUUGGAUGCAAAGUUCCAGGAGCUUGUAAGAGAAAUUUGUGCAUGGAGAGACUUAAUGGCACGGAUUCAUGAUGAAAGCACACGAUAUGUGUUGUCUGACCAAGCUGUUAUUGCUCUUGCUUCGAAGCAGCCAGCUACAUCUGAUGAAAUACAUGAUUCUAUAGCUCAAGCUGAUUUGGCUACAGAGUCUUCUCCAUCUGCUGUUAUUUGUAGUCAUCUGGAUGAUGUUUAUCAAAUGAUUCAACACAAGUUGGGUAAGCUUGAUGUUAUCUUACCACUAGUCCUCGAGAAAUGCUUGGGAACAGAUGGAACCUGCCCAAUCUCUGUCUUCAACUACUCACUCUUGGUCAACUUCACCACAAAGCUAACUCCCCGCUCUGCUCUCAAGAAAAACGGACAUAAGAACCUAAAGAGAUUCACUCGGAAGACAUCAAGAGAUCUCUUCGUCAAGAAAUUCUCCUGCAAAGCUCCUGUUUACCACAACUGCAGAAUCUACGCAAACGAUGGACGGCUGCUGUGCUACUGCGAUAGAAGAAAGCUAGAAUGGUAUAUGAGUCGUGGCCUCGCGAAGCUAGUGGAAGAAGAUCCGCUUGCGAUAAUGCUUUUGUUUGAACCUAAAGGACGUCCUGAAGAUGAAGGGAAUGAUUUUUACAUCCAGAGCAAGAAAAACAUAUGCGUUGGAUGCGGUGAAGGGAAUCACUAUCUGCGUUACCGUAUAAUACCUUCUUGCUACAGAGUUCAUUUUCCUGAGCAUUUGAAGAGUCACAGGUCUCAUGAUAUAGUUCUGCUUUGUGUGGAUUGUCAUGAAGUUGCGCAUGCUGCUGCAGAGAGGUACAAGAAAGAAGUUGCUUCAGAGUUUGGGAUCCCUCUUUUUGUUAAAAGAGUUCUAGAUUCAAAAGAAGCACAAGGGACAUCAUCUUCAGUGGAGCGUGAAUCAACAGAAGAUGCAGGUGUGUCUCCGUUACAUCUUAGAACAGCUGCAAUGGCGCUGUUGAGACAUGGGAACAGAAUGCCAUCUAGUCGCCGUGAGGAGUUGUUGCAGACUGUGAAGUUGUAUUACGGUGGAAGAGACAUAUCUGAAGAAGAUUUGGAAAAAGCUUUACUCAUUGGGAUGAGCCCUCACGAGAGAAGAAGACUCGAAAGAAAGAAAGGUGUCUCUCUCAAACAAGAAAACAGUAACAAUGGUUCAGUAGAAGGAUAUAGUGAGGAAGCUCCUCCUGGAGGUGAUAUGAAUGGAGAAAUUAGCGUAGUUGGUGAUGAUAGUGGAGGAGAUGGAGUUCCAGAGCUAAAUGAUACUCAAUGUAAUGGAAAUAUAUUGCACCAACAGAACUCGAAGCUCUCUUUGCUAGGACAUGGACCGCACGGGAAACAGGUUGUGGAGUAUCUUUUAAAGGAGCAUGGCGAAGACGGUGUUCGGGAUUUCUGUCAAAGAUGGAGAAAAGUGUUUGUUGAUGCUCUUCAUCCUCGUCAUUUGCCUGGUGGCUGGGAUGUUACUCACAGUGGACGAAGAGACUUUGGAGAAUUCAGCGUUUAUAAUCCAACAAAGAAAGUCUCCACCGGGUAACGCAACCUUUGUAUCUUUGUCUGUUUUCUGCUUACGUCUAUGUUCUUUUGCCAGUUUCGUUGUCAUCAACCAUGAAACGAGUCUAUUCAGUUGUUUGUUGUAUUCUUUUGUAGACCUCUCUGUAUUCUUUGUUUCUAGUUAACAGUCUGUUUAUUUUGAGGCUGUUAGCGUGAUUUUACCUUGCUAAUAAGAGAUAGUUCAAGAAACAAAAGAUACAUUAACAUCAA